This is a messenger RNA of Coffea arabica (coffee), 1167 nucleotides long. The record is from RefSeq and is a predicted model, not a curated record. NCBI's taxonomy places the organism in Eukaryota, Viridiplantae, Streptophyta, Magnoliopsida, Gentianales, Rubiaceae.
AAAUGCAAAAAAAAAAAAAAAAACUGAAAAGCCAUUAAUUGAAUAUUCAGUUGAAAGUUCUCCUUCUUUCUUGCUUCCACUGACCUUCGAUUUGCUGCUCGCGUUUGUCUUCUUCACCAAGAAAUUGAGCUCUAUAUCUUACUUGAUCAACGCCCAUUUUGGUCACGAAUCAAUAGGGUACUAUAUUUAAAUUUUCUGCUUAUAAAAUUUUCACUGUGUCCAAGAAUCCAAGAGGUUGUAUCUGGAAUUGGGUUGUGAUACAAAUUACCAGUAAUGGUAUUGCCCUUGUUGAAGCUAGGGACGCUUGCUGUAAAAACUCUGAGCAAACCUAUAGCUAGUAGACUCAAGGUUCAGGCCGGAAGGCAUCCCAAGUUCCGUAAUUUCAUCGUCGGCAUCGCCCAGGGAAAUCAAGAUAGCGUAGACUAUUAUGCAAUCAUGGAUCAAGCAAUUCAAUUUCCGGGUUGAGAAAAAUUUCCGGGGAAACCAUAGGAUAACAACACAAAUGCAAAGACGCAUAUAUGGUCAUGCAACUGAUGUUGAAAUUCGACCUUUGAAUGAGGAGAAAGCUGUUCAAGCGGCUGUAGACCUUCUGGGGGAAGUUUUUGUCUUCUCGGUUGCUGUAGCUGCUCUGAUAUUUGAGGUGCAAAGAAGUGCUCGGUCAGAAGCUAAGAAGGAGGAGCUUCGUAGGCAGGAAAUGGAGGAACUGAGGCAACGAGACGAUGAGUUGGCAAGAGAGGUAGAGCUUCUAAAGAGUAAGUUGCAGGAGCUUGACCAGCUAGCCCAGAAACGUGGACUUUCUGGUGUUUUUGGCUUUAGACAUGCUCAUGGAGAGGAAAGCAAGUCGGCGGCAACAAAUUGAUUUCUUCAUGUUAAUCUGAUAUUGAAUAAUGCAUUUAUUUCUGAUUCAUAAGGAUAAUUGGGCCUGCUCAAUUUAGACUUUUGACCUUCAUUGGCUCCCGAGCAUACAGUUUUGCUGAUUACUUGUUUCAUUUGUAAAUACACUCGCUGAAACAGAGGACUGAUCUGUAUUGAGUAUUAAACAAGAAGGGAAAGGAAUUCAUCAUUGCAGCUGAUAAGGAUCUGCAGCAGUGAUAAAGAGAUAUUGUCAGGCAGUCAGGAAAGGAGAAGAGAGACCCUAAUUAUAAAAUUUCUGAACUUGGCUCCAAA